CUCCAAGUCGCUGGCGCGGAUCGCUCACUCGUUCGCGCUUCAUUGCGCGGAGAAGACAUCUAGCUGCUGUCUUACGGGUUUCAUAUUGAGCCCCGGUAUUACUGACUCGCCUCAUUCUUAAGUCCAAGUCAAAGUUCGAGUAGGAGACCGAGAAAGGCAGCUAUAAUCGUACACGUGACGACGAACUGCCAUUUCAAUCUAGUCGUUCUUGUCACGGACUUCGUUGUUUAAUUUGGUUCUUUGUGGAAUUCCAAAUCUUCUAAACGAGAGAAUCCGGCAAGAAAUUUCAAAAUGAAGGGAGGCGCCGGCAAGAUGCUCUCGACAUUCCUGCACAAGCUGCGGCGUACCAAGGAGCCCGGCGCGGACCACAUGCAGACGUCGCUGAAGCGAUGUCUCACCACCUUCGACAUCACUCUCCUGGGCAUCGGCCACAUGAUGGGCUCGGGCAUCUACGUACUCACUCCUUCGGUGGCCAAAAACAUCGCGGGCCCGGCGCUCAUCGUCUCCUACAUUGUGGCCGGCAUCGCGUCCCUGCUCGCUGCCCUCGCGUACGCCGAGUUCGGCGUGCGCUUCCCGCGAGCCGGCUCGGCCUACUCGUACUCGUACUUUAGCGUUGGCGAGUUCUGGGCCUUCUUCGUCGGCUGGAACGUGGUCCUCGAGAACGUCAUCGGAAUCUCGGCCGUGGCUCGCGCAUGCAGCGCGUACAUAGACUCGCUCACGCACGGCGCCAUCAAAGGCGCCAUCAUGAACACGACCGGAGAGCUUCCCGGACCGUACCUGUCCCCGUACCCGGACUUCCUGGCGCUCGGCAUCAUCGUGGUGUACGUGGCGUUCAUGUCCGUGGGCGUUCAGGCCACCUCGUGGCUCAACAAUAUCCUCUGCUGCGUCAACAUCUUCGUGCUCUUCAUCAUCAUCGGCGUGGGCGGCUACUACGCGGACUUCGACAACUGGACCAACCCUGAGACCGGAGGGUUCGUGCCCUUCGGCGUCCACGGCAUCCUGGCAGCUUCGGCGGCCUGCUUCUUCGCCUACGUCGGCUUCGAUGCCAUCGCCGCUUCAGGCGAGGAGGCCAAGAACCCUCAGCGCUCGCUGCCCAUCGCCACGUUCAUCUCGAUGACCGUGGUCACGGUGCUGUACGUGGCCGUUUCCGCGGUGCUCACGCUCAUGGUCAACUACAAGGACAUCGUUCCGGACUCUGGUCUGCCGGACGCCCUGGAAGCAAAAGGAGCAAUCUGGGCUAAGAUCGUCGUGAUCAUCGGAGCCCUGUGCGGAAUGUCCACGGUGCUGAUAGGUACGCUGUACGCUCUCACCCGGAUAGCGUACGCAAUGGCCGACGACGGUCUCAUCAUGCACAUGUUCGGCACGGUCAACAAGCGCACCAAGAUCCCACUCAUCGCCAUGUACGUGUUCUCUGCGCUGGCCGCCCUACUAGCCGUCAUCCUUGACAUCGAGACCCUGGUGGAGAUGAUGUCCAUCGGCACGCUGUUCGCCUACCUCGUCGUCAGCGGUGGCAUCAUUAUCUUCCGCUACAGGGAGCCGGCCAAGAAGGAGGUCUUGGAGAUGGGUUCGCUCACCGAGAAGCCAGCGAACGGUUCUUCGGGUAGCCCGGCUUGUAACGGAACCUCCAGCACCGCCUACAACCGACUACUGCCCCGGUUCCAGUUCAUGUCCUCCGUGCUGGGCAGCGUGCCCACAGACCUGAUAAUCUCCCUCAGCGUGUGCGGCAUCGUGGUUGUGACGCUGGUGUUGGGCUUCUACGCCCAGAGCCUGUGGGCUGAGAUCUCAGCCGGUGUCUGGUGGGCGGUGCUCGUGCUCGUGGUACUCGUGCUCGUCCUCUUGGUCCUGUGCUUCCUCAUCUCCAUUCACAAGCAGGUCGUCACCGAGCAGCGGUACAAGAUGCCGUUCGUGCCCUUCCUCCCCAUCUUGAGCAUCGUGGUCAACACCAUUUUGCUGACAACCCUGCAUGGACUUACCUGGCUUCGUCUUCUCGUCUGGGUAGCAAUAGGUCUUACGGGUUAUUUCAUCUACGGUACCCAGCACAGCAAGCUCAACAAGCCGCAACAAGACCAGUGUUACAACCACGCCGUCGAUGGCUCGGCAACCAACGGAAAGUCUCAGCAGCAGACUUCGGGCAACAGCCACCUCUGAGCAACGAGAGGUGGGGCUCGUUCGGACCCGCCCGGUUCCGACGUGACGUUGAUCGGUCGACGCUGGCGAGGCUGGCGAGGUUUAAGUCACUGGCGAAGCUGACGUCACUGUGACACUGAAAUCACUGGGUCGAGCGCGACGAAACGCAGCAGUCUGCACCAAACCACGAAAGCCGGCACUGCCGUGCGAACGUCUUCUUCCGGAAUGGGCAGACGGGUGAUGAUGACCUUGUUACAAUUGCGCGUGCGUCGAACGAGUGAAUGUGAAUGAGGUGCUUGACGUCGUCUUCGUAACCGUGGCAACAGGAACAGCAACGGUAUAGACGACGGAACAGGAACCUCACGUUGUCGAGACGUAUUGCGGAUCGACUCUCAUCUGUACAUAGAAUCUUCACGAAUGUUUUUCUCCGGACAGUUCCGAAACGGUGCUUCUGUCCCCGUGAUCUUGUGGUGUUGGGGGCUACUAGAAGUCUUCUAACGGUGCUGUCCCUCGGUACAACAGUGCAGAAGCAUUCGUGUGUAUCCGGUGGAUAGACGGAGCCCUUCACCGCUCAGUGCUAUCGCGGGAGAUCUCGUGUCAUGGACGCAGGCAGCUGACUUUGCCACUGGAACAAGAACCACCUUCACCCAAACCUUCACGCAUUAUUUUUCUGUUUUUGUUUCCCCGUUUUUGUUCUCUAGCCCUACGUCAAACGUAACGAUGUGUUGACCAAAGCAGGACUGUUUCUGUUGCCCAACAUAACGCGGGAAAAAGAAAGUAUCUUUUUUUUCUUACGUUUUUCAGGUCCGUCUUGAACCUGCCACGUGCGAAACACGAGAAUCCAAUUUGUUGUGCAGGUUCAUGUUAGAUGCGCAUUUAGUUGCAGUGUUUCGUUUUAUUUAGAAAUUUGCCACCGCGAUUCUUUGCCGCUUAUACGUUGUAAUGGCGAGCCGAAAGAUCAAAUCAUGAGCAUACAAAGCGAGGGUGAUACUAAGCCACCUAUUUCGCGCUUAAUAUCUACUGGUCACCGCAUAACGUUUCCAUUGAUCUGCCGUUUUAUGUAUGCAUUUUCGUGGUGUAAUUUUUAAAUUUCUCGGGAGUGCCAUUUGUACCCCAAAAAACAUUCGCUCGAUUGUUCUGUCAACUUAUAUCCCUGAGCCAGAAACUUUUCUUUGGGCUCUACCUUCAAAAUAUGAAGAAAGAAAUAUCAAAUCUUCGCGGGGAUGUAGGUGUAAAAUAUUUGUACCUGAAUUGAGGUCUAGUUCUUCGUAAAUUGUUUCGCCUGUUUAUUUUUCGUGCGAGCUUUUGUCGACGUGUCUACGCGUUGAUAUAGAUGGCUGUUUUUUUUUCCUAUUUCGUAAUUAAUAUAUUUCUUUGGUACUCUGAUAUGCACUGUAAAUACCUUGCAGAUAUAACUAUUUAUACAUCUUAGCUUCCUUAAAGAGCCGUUAUCGGAUGCUUUGCUUUUAACUACCUUGUUUUAACAUGUUCGCGAAGCUUUUGAAACGUUUUUACGUUAGAUUGAAACAAUCCAGUGUUCGUCGUGAAACUUAGAAACCACAAAAAUCAGCUUUGCAGGGUCAUAUUUGAAUUUAAAUACCUCUUCUUAAUAGCGUGUUUUUUUAGUUGUUGCUAGUACGUAUUAGCCACGUUUGGUGAUAUUUAUGCCGGCACUGAGGGUAUAGAUAUGUACAUAAAAAAAUGACAUUCAUGUUUCAUUUAGAUAGAGCCAUGAAAGUGCUCAUACACACACACACAUAUAUAUAUAU
Molecule: messenger RNA, 3896 nt
Organism: Rhipicephalus sanguineus (brown dog tick)
Lineage: Eukaryota; Metazoa; Arthropoda; Arachnida; Ixodida; Ixodidae
Product: cationic amino acid transporter 4
Exons: 6
Coding region: 292-2148 (618 amino acids)
Biological process (GO): transmembrane transport; amino acid transport
Cellular component (GO): plasma membrane
Molecular function (GO): amino acid transmembrane transporter activity
Source: RefSeq, a predicted model, not a curated record